CACUCUCUCUCUCUCUAAAUGAUCAAUCCCUUUCCUCUCCCUGGUUAUGUCAAUUCUAGCUGCCCAAUUAUAAAUCCUCUCUUUCCUUCUCUCUCUUUCUUUGAGAGAGAAAAUGAAGACAAGGGUCCCAAGCCCCUUAACAAAAUCAAGUUGGUGAGAGGAGCCAAUCCAUUAGAAAACCCAUGAGAAAAAACAGAGACACAACUCAAAAAACCAAGAAGAAUCCAAUUGAAAAACUCUUUUAAGGGAAAACCCUAAUCCGUAAAGUAUUUUAAGAGAAAACCCGCUUUUAUCCGAGGCAAAAUGAGUAGGCAACAAGGGAGAAUUAAGGCUUUUUUCAGCAACAGAUGGCUGGUGUUCGUAGCUGCAAUGUGGGUUCAAUCUGUUGCAGGGAUUGGUUAUUUAUUUGGGGGCAUUUCCCCUGUUAUAAAGAGCUCUCUCAAUUAUAACCAGAGACAACUUGCUAUGCUCAGUGUGGCGAAAAACUUUGGUGAUAGUGUUGGGUUUGUUACAGGGAGUCUCUCUGCAAUUUUGCCAACAUGGGGUGCUCUUUUGGUUGGAGCUGUUCAGAAUUUUAUUGGGUAUGGUUGGGUCUGGCUCAUAGUCACAGGCAGAUUACCCCAUCUUCCCUUGUUUGCUAUGUGUGUACUUAUAUUUAUUGGAACUAAUGGAGAGACUUACUACAACACGGCCUCCUUAGUCUCAUGUGUUCAAAAUUUUCCCAAGCACAGGGGUCCAAUUGUGGGAAUACUGAAGGGAUUUGCAGGCCUUAGCGGUGCAAUUUUGACCCAAAUAUACGCCAUGAUCAACAUACCCGAUCAAGCUGCACUCAUCUUCAUGAUAGCCGUAGGACCAGCUAUGGUGGUCAUUGCUCUUAUGUUCUUUGUUAGACCCGUUGGAGGUCACCGACAAAUUCGGGCUUCCGAUGCUUCAAGCUUCACAUUUGUGUUUAGCGUGUGCCUUCUUUUGGCUGCUUAUUUGAUGGGUGUUUUAUUACUUGAAGAUCUAACAAAUAUUAGUCAUGAUGUGACUAUAGUAUUCACGGUUAUCUUAUUCAUCCUUGUUUUACUCCCCAUUGUCAUACCUCUGAAAUUGCACUUUUCUGAGGACUCCAAAUCUCUAGUAGAUGACAGACGAUUGAAAGAACCUUUAAACGAAGAAGCAGAUGAGAAACCCAUCCACACACCUGAAUUAAUAUUAAGUGAAGUAGAGGAUGAGAAGCCAAGGGAGGUAGAUUUGCUCCCCGCUUCUGAGAGGAGAAAGAGAAUUGCAGAACUGCAGGCUCGUUUGCUGAAUGCAGCAGCUAAGGGAGCUGUAAGAGUAAAGAGGAGUGGGCCACAUAGAGGGGAAGACUUCACAUUGAUGCAAGCAUUGAUCAAGGCUGAUUUUUGGCUAAUCUUUUUCUCGCUCCUAUUGGGUUCGGGGUCGGGCGUCUCAGUGAUUGAUAACUUGGGUCAGAUGAGCCAAUCCUUGGGGUAUGACAACACUCAUAUUUUUGUUUCCAUGAUCAGCAUUUGGAACUUUCUCGGCCGAGUUGGUGGGGGUUACUUUUCCGAGAUGGUUGUCAGCAAUUACGCAUAUCCUAGGCCGGUAGCUAUAGCUAUCGCGCAAUUGGUCAUGGCCUUCGGUCACUUCCUCUUAGCCAUGGCAUGGCCUGGGAUCAUGUAUGUUGGCACCGUAUUAAUAGGGCUUGGAUAUGGGGCUCACUGGGCUAUCGUCCCGGCCACUGCCUCUGAACUAUUUGGAUUGAAGAACUUUGGUGCCUUGUACAAUUUCAUCACCAUGGCAAACCCAGCUGGUUCCCUUCUAUUUUCGGGCUUGAUAGCUAGUACUCUUUAUGACCAUGAAGCAGAGAAGCAAGCUCAGGUGUACCACCCCAAAACCAGUUCGGUAAGGGUGAUAUGGCAUAUGUUUUCUAGCUCUCUAAGUACGGAGAAGAGCCUAGUAUGUGAUGGUGCAGUGUGCUUUUUCCUUACCCUUAUGAUCAUGUCGGGGUUGUGUAUCGUUGCAGCAAUUUUGAGCAUGAUUGUGGUGUAUAGGACCAAGGUUGUGUAUGCUCAUCUCUAUGGGAAAUCCCGCUCAUGAAUGUACUCGAGGAGAAGCUUAAGGAUGGCUUUUGCAUGUUGGUAUUUUAGGAUUAUGCAGAAGAGAUGACGGUAGCGGAAUAAUUGAAUCAGAUCAUAUGCUCAGCUCUUGUAGUAAACUUGUCUCAUUGUUGGGUUCUAGAUUAUGGGCUGUUUGUUCCACGUUUCGGAGGAGUUGUGUCAUGUGUAUGUAUGCCUGUAUGUGAUUAUUUUUUCAUUAUUGUUGUUAUUAGUAUUUGAAAGGAAUUGGAGUAUUGUUUUAUUUGUCACCCAAUUUGUUGUUGGGGAAGUGAUUAGAUUUUAAAUAAAUUUUAAAACCAUCACAAA
Molecule: messenger RNA, 2411 nt
Organism: Amborella trichopoda
Lineage: Eukaryota; Viridiplantae; Streptophyta; Magnoliopsida; Amborellales; Amborellaceae
Product: protein NUCLEAR FUSION DEFECTIVE 4
Cellular component (GO): membrane
Source: RefSeq, a predicted model, not a curated record